CAAUAGACUAUAACAGUUCUGACAACAGGGAAGUCUUGCAUUAUAAUAUAGAGGAAUAGACCACUGAAUAUAUAAAUGUCAUACAGCAUAAAUUGUACAGUGAGACAGUAUAGCCGACGCUAUAUAACAUUAUAGACCAAUAACAACAGAAGUCAUGCAGUAAGUCAUGCAGCAAGCCAUGCACUGCUGUACAGGGACUCCCACCUGCACUGGAAUUCCAGGCAAACUUCUCACCCACACACAAAGUUUCCAAGAGCUGAUCUUUCACCACAGAGUCCUCACAAACAACAUCUACAAACAUCUAUUCAAACGCUCGUGCUCAAAAGGAAACUCGAUUGUCACGCGUUUUUGUCCUCCUCGCUGGUAUAUACCUCCCAUUGUAAUGCAUCCCCAUAUUCUCCAAGCCAAUUCUUCCAACUCAAAUGAAAUUUCAAAUGUUGUCUUUGAAAAUCCUAUGAUAUGGAAAGCAUAAAACACACAUGCCGAGCUCCUCUCGCGCACUCGAAGUACAGCGCCACCCGUCGGUUCCGACCAAAAGUGCAGCGCCUCCUCUCCUUCCUACUCUCCAAUGUUCACAGCUCGGCCGGAGACCGUCGUCUUCCCGGCUCCAUUUCAACUGGAUUUUUAACACUCCGAACCACCCCAGAUCAGGACAGGAGCGCGUCUAAGGUGGAAAAUGUCCAGUGAAAGGCAACGGUCAGAUGAUGAAAGUCCCAGCACCAGCAGUGGUAGUUCUGAUGCAGAUCAGAGAGACCCUCCGGUGCCAGAACCAGAAGAACAAGAAGAGAGAAAACAGCCCACGCCUCCACAACAGCAGAAGAAAUCCACCAAACUCUCCAGCAAAACAACAGCCAAAUUAUCCUCCAGUGCAAAGAGAAUCCAGAAAGAGCUCGCAGAAAUCACUCUGGAUCCGCCGCCCAACUGCAGUGCGGGACCUAAGGGUGACAACAUCUAUGAAUGGAGAUCUACUAUUUUGGGGCCUCCAGGUUCAGUCUACGAAGGGGGCGUGUUCUUUCUGGACAUCACCUUCUCUUCUGAUUACCCCUUCAAGCCACCAAAGGUCACGUUCCGUACGAGGAUCUAUCACUGCAACAUCAAUAGUCAGGGUGUGAUUUGUCUGGACAUCCUGAAGGAUAACUGGAGCCCCGCUCUGACCAUCUCGAAGGUCCUGCUCUCCAUCUGUUCCCUGUUGACAGACUGUAAUCCAGCGGAUCCUCUGGUGGGGAGCAUAGCUACUCAGUACCUGACCAACAGAGCAGAACAUGACAGGAUAGCUCGACAGUGGACCAAGAGAUACGCCACAUAGACGGAGACCUGCGGCACCUCGAGCCACCCCACCUCCACCCCGGUUUCCCUUUGUGCCCCCCUCCUCCUCCUCCACUCCUCCCUCACCGCGAUCCCCCUCCCGCACCCCCAUCACCCGCAGGAGUGUAAAGAUCCAGGAGAGGCAACUUUACAACGUGCAACAAAUCUUUAUAGCCUUUACAAUACGGACUUCUGUGUAUAUGUCAUACUGAUUCUACCCCGUGUUUUUACCCAAUACGGACUGGGAGCGCAGACAGAACCGAGCGCGGUAAAGGCUGCCGGAGUAGAAUUUUGUAGCUGUAGAUUUAGUUCUGUUUAAAAAGCCUUCUUGCAAGUCUUGCUUCUUUGGGAUAUAAAAAUGUAUUUUGUGAUGUAAUAAGGAAAAUGUUCCUAAAGUCAACCAAAUAUUAUGGUGCAUUUUAGCCUAAUUCAUUAUCUGUAUGAAGUCGAUGGAAAAAAAAGCGAAAAAAAAGACUAAAAAAAAAUAACGAGCUGUAGAUUAUUAGAAAUGAUGUCAUUUAUAUGAGACCCACACUCAUUUCCAGUUCUGUGGUACAUGCUGUUGUGAAUCUGUUAUACCUUUGUCAGUUUGUAAUGAAGAGAUCUCAUUGAACGUUUUGUAGCUCAGCUGAAAUGAGCCAUCACUGUAACAUCCCCUCAAACACAAUAAAAAAACCUGUCCCCCGGC
This is a messenger RNA of Triplophysa rosa, 1993 nucleotides long. RefSeq names its product ubiquitin-conjugating enzyme E2E 3 (UBC4/5 homolog, yeast) (gene ube2e3). Gene Ontology annotation, biological process: protein polyubiquitination. Lineage: Eukaryota; Metazoa; Chordata; Actinopteri; Cypriniformes; Nemacheilidae. Gene Ontology annotation, molecular function: ubiquitin conjugating enzyme activity. The transcript has 6 exons. Gene Ontology annotation, cellular component: nucleus. The record is from RefSeq and is a predicted model, not a curated record. The coding region runs from base 677 to 1306 and encodes 209 amino acids.